AGUUUUUGCAACGGCUAAGAGCCUGUAGGUUUAUUAUAAGGCGGAGCUCGGCGGGAGAGGUGCAGGCGGGAGCCGAGCCGGGAGAAAUCCAGCAGUAAAGAGCUGACUGCAGCCGGCGGACCCCACAGCCCUUCCCCAGGACAGCCGUGCGCUGCGCACCCGGCGGAGCCGGCUCGGAGUCCCGCGCAGUCCGCGCAGCCCAGACUCGCGCAGCCCGCCGCGCCCCCGCCGCGGGUCCAGGCAGCAUGAGGCGCGCGGCGCUCUGGCUCUGGCUCUGCGCGCUGGCGCUGCGCCUUCAGCCGGCCUUCUCGCAAAUUGUGGCCACAAAUGUGCCCCCCGAAGAUCAGGAUGGCUCUGGGGAUGACUCUGACAACUUCUCCGGCUCAGGGGCAGGUGCUCUGCAAGAUAUCACCUUGUCGCAGCAGACCCCCACCACCUGGAAGGACAUGGGGCUCCUGACAGUCGUGCCCACAGCUCUAGAGCCCACCAGCACUGAGACCGUCGCUGUCUCCACCUCCAUCCUGCCGGCUGGAGAAGGGCCUGAGGAGAGAGAGGCGGUGCUCCUGGCAAAGGCGGAGCCUGGCUUUACCAGCCUGCAGAAGGAGACAACCCUUCCACCCAGUGAGACCACACCGCACCCAACCACUCACCGGGCAUCCACAGCAAGAGCCACCACUGCCCAGGCGCCUGCCACCUCCCACAGGGCCAUGCAGCCGGACCGCCACGAGACCUCAGCGCCCACAGGACCCGGCCAUCUUGACCCUCGCCUUCCCAGCGUGGAGGACAGAGAUCCUUCUGCCACCGAGAAGGCUGCUGAGGAUGGAGCUGUCACCCACAUCCCAGCAGGAGAGGGCUCUGGGGAGCAGGACUUUACCUUUGAAGUGCCCGGGGAGAACACACCUAAGACUGCUGUGGAACUGGACCAGCGGAACGAGUCCCCAGUGGACCGCGGGGCUACCGGGGCCUCGCAGGGUCUCCUGGACAGGAAGGAAGUGCUGGGAGGGGUCAUUGCCGGAGGCCUCGUGGGGCUCAUCUUUGCCGUGUGCCUGGUGGGCUUCAUGCUGUACCGGAUGAAGAAGAAAGACGAAGGCAGCUACUCCUUGGAGGAGCCCAAACAAGCCAACGGGGGGGCCUACCAGAAGCCGAGCAAACAGGAAGAGUUCUACGCCUGACGGGAGCGGUCCUCCCCCGCCCCUUGCCACUCGCUAGGCCCCCACUUGCCUCUUCCGUGAAGAACUGCAGGCCCUGCCUCCCUUGCCACCGUGCCACCUCCCCAGCGCUCCCAGCCCCUCCAGCCCGCUCCCUGCGGAGUUCUGGGGCACGCUGGGGUCUCUCCUCUGCUUCUCUGACUUCUGCCUGGAGACUGGGGCCCGCGGGCUUUCUGCAUCUGACCUUGUCACCACAGCCAGCACCUGGCAUCUCACCGUUCUGACUCAGUUUCUCCGACCUGGGACAGCCCCUCCCCAGGCGAGAGAGAAAAGGGACCCCACUGCUUUGGACCUGGAUGGCCCUGUGGCAGGAGAUGCAGGCGCUGAGGGCUGACAUAUCCGUAGCACUUACUGGUAGAGACCGACAGUCUGGGGGGUGUUUACCGUGGAGUGGCUGGGAGAGGCGUUCAGGGCUCCAUCCGAAUUCACUUUGUUUUGUGGGGAGGUCUCAUUUAGAUAUCAACUUGGUUUUGCACAUGUUCUUUUAGUUUCUUUGUUCAUAGCCCAGCAGACAUUAUUCCUUUUGAGGUAAGUUAAGUAAGUUGACGUGGUUAUCCCCCCAUCUUGGCUUCCCUAAUCUACGGUCAGGAGACAGCAUCAGGGUUAAGACGACUUUUGUUUUUGUAUUGUUGUGUUUUUUAACUAGGAGAACCAAAUCCGGACGCCAACCUAGAGGCCUAGCUAAUGUGUUGUCUCUUGAGUUUGUCGCUCACGUGUGCAACAGGGUAUGGAGUGUCUGUUGUGUGGCCCCGUUGGUGGGCUGACUGAUCCUGGCUGCCACGGGCAGUCACUUCUUCUGAGCAGUCAUGCCUGUGGCCAUGAACUUGGGGCCACGGCUGUGGCCUGGACUGCUGUGAUGUUAAGGAGCCCAUGUGAGAGUUGAAUCCUGGCACCUCAGGCUGGGGACAGAGAGGACUGCGGGGCGGGGGCGAUGGCAGUGGGCCCAAAGAGUGGCCCGCAGACCGAGCCCUUCCUUUGACACCGUCUCGGGGGACGCUUUUCUCCUGGAAGGUGACGAGAAGGGUCUUGGGCGUACCUGGCACUGAGCUGCUCCAGAGGACCAGGUUCAUCUUUGAUUAGCUCCUGUGGCCCUGCCUUGGGCUGGAAUCAGGAAUGUUCCAAAGAGUGAUAGUCUUUUGCUUUUGGCAAAACACUACUUAAUCCAAUGGGUUUUUCCCUGUACAGUAGAUUUUCCAAAUGUAAUAAACUUUAAUAUAAAGUAGCCAUGUGAACUCUGCUGCCUUUGCUUCUCUCUGAGCUGGUCAUGUGGAUGUGACCAGCCUUUCCUCCGAACACCAACAAUAAACACUAAACACUACACACCAACGCUAAAAGCUCUGCGCUUUCGUCUUUCCCGCGGGGAGGGAUUCUGGGCCUGGAGUCCCUCUGGUGUGUUUGGUUUUUUUCGUCUUUGCUAAAAUUCUUCUGGAGGUCAGUAGGUUCAGCUAUGGUUAUGUAAGGCCUGAUGUAAAUGUAUGUGUUGCCAAGCUCCAAGCACCGUCUCCUAAAUGGUUAAAGAAACUGUGACAGCCCCAGCAUGGCUUGACCUGAGGCCGCUGGCCCCACUGAGGCCUGGAGCCAAGGCCUGCCUCUCAGACACCUUGGACAGGCCUCCUCUCACACCUUUGCUAGGACCAGAGGCCCCAGCCCGGGGCUUCUCGGAACUCCUGUACUUGCUUAUUUAAGUUGACAACGUUCCAGCUGCUGUGUUGGCUGCUCCAAGUGUGUGUGUGUGGGGGGGGCAUCUGUGACUCAGAGAGACGCACCGCCCAACAAAGGGAACCUGUGCCCUGUGUUCAACAUUGGGACCUUCUGCCCAGAGUGGAUGACUGGACAAGACUUGGGGAUGGGGAAGGGGUCUGUGACCAUGCUCAUGUCUGCUGGUCUUUGGUGGCGCCGAGCCUGUGGCUGGGCCCAUUCAUGUGAUGCUAAUAAACGGUACUUGUCAUUCCAGGC
Hipposideros armiger (great roundleaf bat) is the source of this 3164-nucleotide messenger RNA. RefSeq names its product syndecan 1 (gene SDC1). Gene Ontology annotation, cellular component: cell surface; membrane. The transcript has 5 exons. The record is from RefSeq and is a predicted model, not a curated record. Lineage: Eukaryota; Metazoa; Chordata; Mammalia; Chiroptera; Hipposideridae. Bases 246 to 1172 code for a protein of 308 amino acids. Gene Ontology annotation, biological process: cell migration.